AUGAAUCCAUGUCAGACGAGCGACGACUGUGAAACGACAGCACAAGCGAAGCCAGAUUUGGAGCUUAUCGUUAAGGCGAGUGAUUUUGCGGCUUGUCGUCAUCGUUUUCAGCGACGAAAAGAUAAAGACCAAACACCAUACAUUAAUCAUCCAUUAGGUGUGGCCAAUAUUCUAGUGAGUGAAGCAAAAGUUUUUGAUUCAUCAACAAUUGCUGCUGCAAUUCUUCACGAUACCGUGGAGGAUACAAACACAACUCCAGAAGAAAUUCAGGAAGAGUUUGGCGAAGAAAUUCGCAGUAUAGUAGUUGAAUGCACAGAUGACAAAACGCUGAGUAAAAUGGCUCGAAAGCAAGCCCUGAUCGAUAGUGCGUCUCGGAAGUGUCAUAAGGCGAAGCUGGUUAUUUUGGCCGAUAAAUUGUAUAAUUUACGUGAUUUGGAACGCGCUACACCAGUUGGUUGGAGUGCUCAUCGAGUAGGUGAAUAUUUCAUGUGGGUUAAAUGUGUGCUUGCGAAACUCAGAGGUACAAAUGCGGCGCUUGAAUCAGCUCUUGAUAAUAUUAUCAAUAGAAAUUUGAAGUGA
Messenger RNA from Anisakis simplex (herring worm), 579 nucleotides. The record is from the annotation of a GenBank genome assembly. NCBI's taxonomy places the organism in Eukaryota, Metazoa, Nematoda, Chromadorea, Rhabditida, Anisakidae.